GUUUAUUAGUUGACCAAACUAGCGCGUAUAUCGCUCAAUUCCGUCUAAUCCGAUAUAGACGCACUCGCCUAUCGUGCCGGUAGUACUAGAGCAAGCUUUCUUCACACAGCGAUAUAUAAGUCGCAGUCAUAAUUAACCCAAUGGCAGACGUAACAAACCUAGACAAGACAUUUCUGCCGAAAGACUUGGACAUCGCCACUAACGUUCUAUAUGAAAGGCUCCAAGAGCUCUAUUGGCGAAGUGCCACGCGAGAGAUCAGUAAUAUGAUCCUUAUGUUUAAUGAGAUUUGGAAGGCUGACACCGACAAUGAUUCCUCCUUCAAUUGGGGGGCAAGCAGCACUUCGUUUGAUAGCCAUAUUUUCCAAAAUUUGAUCAACAUAUGGAGUAAGUAAAUAACGCUCGGCAAAUCCACACUAUAAUUUAUUAUCUCAUGUUGAACACUAUAGUAGCAAACGAUCAGCGCGCUUUCUUUAAACGAGAAACUAACGCCGCUGACCUUCUAGACGAUGCAAUAGCGAAAGCUAGAGCUCACGAUCGUACACCAUCUUCAGAACACCGGUGUGUUCGUUAUUUGUUGCAAUCAUCUGGCUUCUUAGAUAUCGACACCCUGGUCCAGCCGUCGAAAAAUAACUUGUCGAAAUGUAUGGCUUUCUUAGAACCCAAGAAGCUAAGCCUCGAAAUGCUACCUAAUGUUGAGAUUCUCGAGCUAGAACAGGGAGACUAUCACCGACGGCGUAUAGAAACUGAGGGACUGCUAAGAGUCUGUCUUUCUUUAAUAUGUGAUCAUUGUCGAGACUUCAUCAAAACUCCUUUAUACCUACAAUGUAGUAGGCAUUGUGUGACUGAGAGACCGUUUCCAUUCCAUAUACUUAUAAAUGGAAAAAUAAAAAAACUUAAAGAGCCGAAUGACGCUAAUGAUCUUGGCAUCCCAGAUAGACCUCGACGUCUCUGUCUUUCUUGUAAACAGUCAGAUACUACCGAGUCAAAUUGCAGUUGGGAUCACAUGGCGCUCUUACAAAAUAAUACUGUUAUGGAUGAUAAAAUUGAGACCUUCCAGAAGUGGAUCAUGAAGUUUGGAUUCUCGAAAUCUAAGCAUUCAACAGAGCGUUUACAGCAUUAUACCUCUGCUUUUGUUGAAACAGGAAAGUCACUUUUACUAACCACUCUAGCUACAACUGGGGGGUUUUUCAUACGAAGUCUCUACAAUGAGGCGGUUCGUCAGAAAAGAGCUAUUUUGAACGCAGUCGCACCUACUGGCUUUGUACACCUAUCUUUUAUGUUUGGCCCACUAAUUAUCGAGAGCGGUGUUGAGAACACCAAAGGGGGUUGUCUUAUAUCACCACGGCCUCUACCUGCGCUUUUAUGGGAUAAGCAGUCUGCAUCUUCCCUCAUUGACGGGUGGGACUACGGUGAACCACCAGUCCUCCAAGAAUCUGUUAUUCUCUACCAGGAGAAUACGGGCCUGAAAGAACGAGCUUUGGAGCGUUAUAUGCUAGACGUAGAGAAAAAGCAUACCCUUGGCGCGGUGAAGCAAGUCUAUGGAGGCGUAUUCUCUGGUUACCUUGAGACUAGCCUGGAAGAGGAAGAGGUGAUCAAGAUCUUUUUAAAGCAAGCUAAAAGAUGCAACCUUACUGGGUCGAAGAAACUAAAGACGCAACGGGAAGUCCUUUUGGACGCAUCGAGAGCAAUCUGUGCGGCAAUAAAAGGUUUGCUUGGAAGAAGAAUAAGUGCCACUCUCUUGCAACUCUCACAGAGUCUAAUGGACGAUUCAUUAUUGUUCAACACUAUUUUUCGAAAUUGCCAGAGUUUUGUCAAUCAGCUUUUGGUGAAACAGGCUCUUGGCACACUUUUCCCUGUCCCCAACGCCACCGACAACUCGUGGAGUAAAAGCAAGAAGCGCUUUAGCGAGCCCACGACAACAUAUCUUUUAAGCUUUGGCGAUCAGCUAAUUGCAAGACAUGAUGAUAUACAGCAGCCAAAUAGCGUGGUCGCAGCCUUUCUCCUGAAUGGGUCUAUGGGUUUCGAUUUAAUCCGCUUCAUUACGCUACUUCUUACCAUCCAUACAACGCGCUUAAAAGACGCUCAAAGCCAAGCUGUGGAGAUGCAAGAUGACUGGAGUGAACUUCUACUCCAACCACUGGCCACCGACAAGGCUCAACGACAGCUUAACUCAGAGCUUAUUAAUAUGCUAUGGCUACUACCUCGAGACACUUUAAGCAUAUUAUCCUCUCAUCUUCUUCGGCCAUACAAAGCCUACCAAGAGCUUGAAGAUGGUAACUUUGGCCCGGAGCAAUGGAUCACCAACCGUCUACGGCUUUUGCGCCAGCUCGAUGUAUUCGCAUCUAUGGCUGGCGGUUUUGGCUCAGCAUUAAUACAAACAUUAACAAGGUCUGAAGUGCUAUCAAAGCAUGUGGCUGCACCACAUUCACUUGUCUAUGGUCUUAUGAGAGCGGAUGAGAGAAUACUAUCUAUCAGAGUUCUCCACGCAGUUUGCUACAUUGUAUUAAACCGAACCACACCGGAAUGGGAUGCUCAACCUUCGAAUAAUUUCCGAGACGAAAUUCUCCGUUUAAUUUUCGCUAUAGUUCAACACCUCAACGCCAAUCAAUCACAAGAACGUAAAGAGAUUUCUUACAGAAAGCUAAAGAAAAUAAUAGCUGAGAAGCUUCUUGAAAACAGCCCAGAAAUGCUAGCAGCACUAUUUGGAUUUAGUAUGGGUGCGAUACACACCUUUACCAUGUCAUAUGAAGAUAUGUUAAGGUAUAUAAUGGAGAUAUUUGUGUUUAUUAUUUGCCCUAUCAACAAAAGAGCCAAGUAUCUUACUGUACGAUUAUCUAUAGAUACUACUAUUAUAGUAACUACUGCUAAAAAGAUAGAGUUAGUUUAAAUAUAAGUAGAUAUGAGAAAAUUGACCAGUUCGAGAUUGUAAAACUCGUACUUAACGACGGUGCAUCAG
Molecule: messenger RNA, 2956 nt
Organism: [Torrubiella] hemipterigena
Lineage: Eukaryota; Fungi; Ascomycota; Sordariomycetes; Hypocreales; Clavicipitaceae
Source: the annotation of a GenBank genome assembly